GAUUAAGAAUAUUAAAUUUUGACUCGUUUGAAUUUUCUGGCAGUUUCAAAAUUUGCCGCUGAAAGAACGUUUCAAGGAUGAAAACUUUCGAGCCGGACGAGCUAGUCACGUGCCCUUACUGCCAGCCACCAAAAACCCACCAAAUUCGCUUCAAAAGGUUGAAUACUCAUCUGAAGGAUAUGAAGAUACAAGAUCCUAGCUUGGCCCGAAUGAAAACUUGCAGAUUCUAUGCGCUACAUGUCUAUGAUAAAGAUUUAAUUGAUGCGCAUUAUCUGCAGUGCAAAUAUGCAGUUAAGCAAGUGGCUGUGGAAGAAGAAGUGAAUGAUCAGUCAGAAGUAGCUGAUGCGGUUCAUCCUAAUAUUCACGACGGUGAAAGCUGGGACUUCGUCGACAAUGCACCACGCUUCCGCCUCAAAGAUGAAAUUCAACGCUCACAUAAGCCAAGAGGAGAAAAUGCUGCCACUGGGCAACAGGGCAUAGAUGAUAUCAACAAACCAUUUGUGCCAGUUGGAAUGAGCUACCCAACUUCUAUGACUGAAAAUAAGGAUAAAAAUUCAAAACAAAAUCAAGUCAGAAAAGUUUCAGAAACCAAAGGUUUUGGCAUAAAAGACCUAAACUUUCAUCCUUAAGAAUCAUUAAGUACAUCUUUUUAAAUUAUGCCAUGUAACGUGAAAAUUGAUAUAUAUAUAUAUAUAUAUACAUACAUGUAAAUACAUAUAACAGCGUUUCGAAAAAGCUAAUUGUGCUUUUGACAUUGCAUAAGUUUCUAUUUACAUUAAUAUUUUUAACCUUCUUGUGUUGCACAAGAUUUUAAAUGCAUUAUUCAUCAUCACAAUUUUUAGAGAUAUCCGAUCGAUAUUGAACUGUUCUAUAGUUGCAUUUCUAUUAUAUACAUUGGUUUUUAUCUGAUACGACAGUAAAUUUUUUGCAUUCUAGAAAAUUCCUCGCUUAUUUUUUAUUCUGUUAUUUAUCAAAGCCGCAACUUGAAGCACUUAUGUGAGAUCAUAUCAGAUGUUCGUGGAACUUGAAAAAACGUUUAGAAUAAAAUUUAAUCAACGUGAU
This is a messenger RNA of Helobdella robusta, 1062 nucleotides long. RefSeq lists its product as hypothetical. NCBI's taxonomy places the organism in Eukaryota, Metazoa, Annelida, Clitellata, Rhynchobdellida, Glossiphoniidae. Bases 78 to 629 code for a protein of 183 amino acids. The record is from RefSeq and is a predicted model, not a curated record. The transcript is spliced from 5 exons.